Molecule: messenger RNA, 1448 nt
Organism: Vigna angularis (adzuki bean)
Lineage: Eukaryota; Viridiplantae; Streptophyta; Magnoliopsida; Fabales; Fabaceae
Product: transcription factor BHLH089
Exons: 6
Coding region: 254-1042 (262 amino acids)
Biological process (GO): regulation of DNA-templated transcription
Cellular component (GO): nucleus
Molecular function (GO): protein dimerization activity; DNA-binding transcription factor activity
Source: RefSeq, a predicted model, not a curated record
AAAAGAAAAAGAAGAGUGAGAUGUGGAAGGAAGUGACUUGGGUUUGCGACUCCCGAGGUGAGUGUCUAGUGAGAGUAAUGGUGGACAGAGAAGAAACAUUGCUUCUUCUCUCACACUAGACACACACUGUGCGCACAACCCUCCACUCUCCAAGGAGAUCACAAUCCCAAAACCAAAACCAAAUACCUUCUCUUCAAUGCUACUCUUCUUCUUCUUCUCCUUCUUCCCUUCUCACUGACACUUUUUUCACCCAAUGGAUCCGGCCGCCAUCAUCAACGCCGCCGCCGCCAACACAACGUCCUACAACCUCUCCGAGAUCUGGCAGUUCCCGCCUCCAAACGCGCAAGACGCUACUGCCGCGCUGUGCCUCAGUAGGGCUCAUUUCGGGCACGGCCUUUCGGAUUUUGGCCCGGGCCCGGGUAGCAUUGGCCACAAAAAGAGGCGCGACUCCGAGGAGGAGGAAUCGGUUAAGGGCGUCUCCACCAGCAAUGGCGUGAAGGAGGGUGGUGGUGUUGGUGAUGGGAAACGGGUUAAAACAACAGGGAACCAGAAGAGUGAGAGUGCGAAAGGUGAAGGAGAAAGCAGUUCAGGAAAGCUUGCGGAGCAAGGUGGAAAGCCACCUCCAGAGCCUCCUUCAAAGCAAGAUUACAUUCAUGUCCGAGCCAGAAGGGGUCAAGCUACUGAUAGCCACAGUCUCGCAGAAAGGGCUAGACGGGAAAAGAUUAGUGAGAGGAUGAAAAUUCUUCAGGAUUUGGUGCCGGGUUGUAAUAAGGUUAUUGGGAAAGCUUUGGUUCUUGAUGAGAUAAUUAAUUAUAUCCAAUCGCUUCAGCGGCAAGUAGAGUUUUUGUCAAUGAAGCUCGAGGCCGUAAAUUCAAGAAUACCCUCCGGAAUUGAAGUGUUUCCUCCUAAAGAUUUUGAUCAGCAAACAUUUGAUACAACUGGCAUCGCAUUCGCUUCUCAACCUACAAGAGAGUAUAGCCGAGGUUCAUCACCAGAGUGGUUACAUAUGCAGGUGGGAAGUGGUUUUGAAAGAGCAACAUAGUCUUGGAAAUCCCAUGACACCUUAUAAUAAAUGCAUAUAGGAUGACUAGUCUCUCCAUCAGAGCUCCCGUAAAUCAUAUACUCAAGGUGUUGUUAAGUCCCAUGGACACCUCAUUCCAGGAGGCAUGGAGCCUGUUAUUUGUUUCUACAAGAUCGCUUCAGCGAGUACUUUAGCAACUCCAUUUGUUAGUGCGUUUGGAAAAUGAAUUCAUUUACCAAUAUGUAGUUUAGUGGACUAUAGGCUUUCUAUGCUAUACUCUUCAUAACCGUUAAAAUUGUUGUCAUUCUUGUAAAACAAUGCGGCUUGUACUGAAUACAUAAAGGCUUACUCAUUGUGCUAUAGUGUCGACAUUGUUGUUUGUCUGUGAAGCUAUGUUGAAUAAAUUGAGCCCAUGUGAUUUUUUUAA